Molecule: messenger RNA, 1448 nt
Organism: Colletes gigas
Lineage: Eukaryota; Metazoa; Arthropoda; Insecta; Hymenoptera; Colletidae
Product: D-beta-hydroxybutyrate dehydrogenase, mitochondrial
Exons: 6
Coding region: 216-1178 (320 amino acids)
Source: RefSeq, a predicted model, not a curated record
AGCCAGUUGUGCCGUAGAAACACGCGUCGCGGCCUGCCGUUCGCUGCGACUUUCGAGUGCUCGUAAAACCGACGUUUUCUCGCUUUGUGCCGCUUUCCUGUGCACCGAAUUUUCUCGCCAACGGACCACCGACGAAUACCAAAGUGCCGUAACCCACUUGACCCCGACGCCCUCAGGUACCACGGUCAAAUUCCGAUCGAAUAUUGCCCAGGAGGAUGGACGUUGAAACCGGGGCCAUUUUGGCCCUACAAAUAUUGGCUCUCUGUUCGAUCGUCGCCGCCCUGUUGGCCUAUCUAAUGCGGCAAUCGAGGAACGCCACCGACGAGUACGAGUCCCGUAACAAACGUCACGUGCUCGUUACCAGCUGCGACACUUGCGUAGGCCUGCAGAUCGCCCUUGCGCUCUACGAAGUUGGUUACAAGGUGUUCGCCGGUCUGCUGGAUCCCUCUGGCAAUUCACCAUCGAUCAAGCUCCUGCGAGCGAUGGAACAGCAGAGAGAACGGGACGAGGAACCGGCGGACGCGACCCUGGGCAAUCCGCAGGAUCCGGAAGUACGUGCUCGUGGCCAAAUCGUGCCAUUGGAGCUGGACCCGACGAGGGAGGACAGUUUACGCGCUUGUUUGGACGCAGUUAGAGCAAAACUUCCGGCUGGCGAGGACGGUCUCUGGGCAGUUGUGCACACCGGCGGCUUGGCUCUUCCUGGUAUUAUAGAGAGGCAGCCGAGUUCCGCGUGGGAAUCCAUGUUGCGACACAACUUGGUCGCGCCGCUUAGAACUGCCAGAGUGUUCACUCCCCUGUUGCGCGCCAAAAGAGGUCGCAUCGUUCUUUUCGGCGAUUCCUCGACAAGCUAUGGGACCAAAGCUGGGACAGGGCUGGUGGCGUACAGCGCCUCGCGGAAGGCCGUGGAAGGGGCUGCAGAGGCAUUAAAGUGCGAGCUACAGUCCUCCGGAGUCGACGUCGUUCUGCUUAAACCACCGCCAGUGAAUCCUCUUAUUCUUUAUAGCGCGCCCGUUCUCAAGACAUCCGACGUAGAAUCUGGGGUAGUGUCAUCCGAGGGAACGUGGACGGCUCCUGUGUCGACUCACUCCAUCCAGAGCUCGUUAAUUCCAGCACUUACGGCACCCUGUCCACGCGACUCUUACGACAUGGCGGCUAAAUCGAGACUUUUCUGCCGAUGAAUCGCCUCUCGAUCGGGUCGGGACGCUAACGAAGGAAGCGUGCUGUUACAUAGAAGACUUAAUUAAUAUCGUGUUAGGUCACGAUCAGCCAGUAAUACUUCGUAAGAGUAAUGAUCGCGAACGGAACCACGUUGACUUAAUAUUAAUUAAUCUUCCUCUGCGCCCGUCGAUGGCCGAUUAGCAGCGUUAACUGCAUCCGUGGCGUCGUUGUUUCGACGCUUUCGGUUUUCAAUAUCUUUUCAGCCUGAACGACGCGCCUGAGGCACAAUA